Jaculus jaculus (lesser Egyptian jerboa) is the source of this 2094-nucleotide messenger RNA. RefSeq names its product glycogen synthase kinase 3 alpha (gene Gsk3a). Lineage: Eukaryota; Metazoa; Chordata; Mammalia; Rodentia; Dipodidae. Gene Ontology annotation, molecular function: ATP binding; protein serine/threonine kinase activity. Gene Ontology annotation, biological process: regulation of neuron projection development; protein phosphorylation; negative regulation of canonical Wnt signaling pathway. The record is from RefSeq and is a predicted model, not a curated record. Gene Ontology annotation, cellular component: cytoplasm; axon; nucleus.
GAGGCGACAGCGUCGGCAGGGGCAGCCCGGAUAGCCCGAGCCCCGCGGCCUUCGCUCGGCGUCAUGAGCGGCGGCGGGCCUUCGGGUGGUGGCCCUGGGGGCUCGAGCCGGGCGCGGACCAGCUCGUUCGCGGAACCUGGAGGCGGAGGCGGAGGAGGCGGCGGCGGCCCCGGGGGCUCGGCCUCUGGCCCUGUAGGCACCGGCGGCGGGAAGGCGUCCGUCGGGGCCAUGGGUGGGGGCGUGGGUGCCUCGAGCUCCGGGGGCGGCCCCACCGGCAGCGGUGGUGGUGGAAGCAGCAGCGGCCCCGGUUCGAGCACCAGCUUCCCGCCGCCCGGAGUGAAGCUGGGCCGUGACAGUGGGAAAGUGACCACAGUGGUGGCGACCGUAGGCCAAGGCCCAGAGCGGGCCCAGGAGGUGGCCUACACAGACAUCAAGGUGAUCGGCAACGGCUCAUUUGGGGUUGUGUACCAGGCACGGCUGGCUGAGACGAGGGAACUGGUGGCCAUCAAGAAGGUUCUGCAGGACAAGAGGUUCAAGAACCGAGAGCUGCAGAUCAUGCGCAAGCUGGACCACUGCAAUAUCGUGCGGCUGCGGUACUUCUUUUACUCGAGCGGGGAGAAGAAGGAUGAGCUCUACUUAAACCUGGUGCUGGAAUACGUGCCUGAGACUGUGUACCGAGUGGCCCGCCACUUCACCAAGGCCAAGUUGACCAUCCCUACCAUCUAUGUCAAGGUGUACAUGUACCAGCUUUUCCGGAGCUUGGCCUACAUCCACUCCCAGGGCGUGUGUCACCGGGACAUCAAGCCCCAGAACCUCCUGGUGGACCCCGACACUGCCGUCCUCAAGCUCUGUGAUUUUGGCAGUGCAAAGCAGUUGGUCCGGGGGGAGCCCAACGUCUCCUAUAUCUGUUCUCGGUACUACCGCGCCCCGGAGCUCAUCUUUGGAGCCACUGACUACACCUCAUCUAUUGAUGUGUGGUCUGCUGGCUGCGUACUGGCUGAGCUGCUCCUCGGCCAGCCCAUCUUCCCCGGGGACAGCGGGGUGGACCAGUUGGUGGAGAUCAUCAAGGUAUUAGGAACACCCACCCGGGAGCAAAUCCGAGAGAUGAACCCCAACUACACAGAGUUCAAGUUUCCCCAGAUCAAAGCUCACCCCUGGACAAAGGUGUUCAAGUCGCGGACGCCGCCGGAAGCCGUGGCGCUGUGCUCGAGCCUGCUGGAGUACACGCCGUCCUCCCGGCUGUCCCCGCUGGAGGCGUGCGCGCACAGCUUCUUCGACGAGCUGCGCUGCCCCGGAACCCAGCUCCCCAACAACCGCCCCCUGCCCCCGCUCUUCAACUUCAGUCCUGGCGAACUCUCCAUCCAACCGUCUCUCAAUGCCGUUCUCAUCCCUCCUCACUUGAGGUCCCCUGCGGGCACUGCUCCCCUCACCCCGUCCUCACCAGCUUUAUCUGAGGCUCAGACUGGCUCAGACUGGCAGACGUCCGAUGUCACAGCUACCCUCAGUAACUCGUCCUGAGGGCCCCACCUCCCACCCCUCCACAUCCAUCUGGGAGCCCCUCGUGGGGCUGGGAAGGGGGGGCCACAGCCCAUCAAGCUCCUGCCCCUCUGGGCCCGAGACUAGAGGGCCGAGGAGAAUGAAGUCUUGUCCCCAGCCGCCAGGCUCCCUCCAGCCUCACCUGUGGUGGACUUUUUAAGAGGAUUUUAACUGGUUGUGGGGAGGAAAGAGAAGGAAGGACAGGGGUUGGGGGUGAGAGGACCCCUACCCCUGCUCCCACCUCUCCCUCCAGGUCUCCGCCUCCUUUGCCCCCCAGACCCCUUGUAAAUAGAACCAGCCCGGCCUAUCUACUCCUUCCUUCCCUGGCCCCCGGGUGUAAAUAGAUUGUUAUAAUUUUUUUCUUAAAGAAAAUGUGGAUUCGCACCAUCCGACCUGCCCCCUCGCAGUUCCCUCCCUCCUGUCCUCUGGUCCUUAAGACUUCUCCCUCUUCCCACCCUUGAGGGCGGGGACUAGGGAGAACUCUGGUGUCUUAGUUUCCACAGUAAGGUUUGCCUGUGUACAGACCUCCGUUCAAUAAAUUAUUGGCAUGAAACCCUG